AUGGAAUCUUCAGGAAAGGGCAAAACGGUUCUAGUCACAGGCGGUUCUGGUUUCGUCGCCGCGCAUAUCCUGAAUUCCUUCCUCUCUCGAGGCUACAACGUCAAAACCACAGUUCGGAGUGACUCAAGCGCUGAGAAGAUAAAAAAGUCACACGCCAAAUAUCUCUCUCAGAUCUCAUUUGCCAUUGUGCCCGAUGUAGCUACACCAGGUGGUCACGAUGAAGCCGUGAAAGGUGUUGAUGGAGUAAUCCACACAGCCUCCCCCUUCCAAAUGAAGGUCGAAAACAACGAGCGAGAUCUUCUGGACCCGGCAAUCAAGGGAACAAUGUCAGUUUUGACAUCCAUCCAAAACCACGCUCCCAACGUAAAGCGUGUAAUCAUAACCUCCUCCUUCGCAUCCAUCAUCGACAUGAACAAGAACCCGCGGCCAGGAUACACCUACACCGAAAACGACUGGAACCCCGUGACCUACGAGGAAGCCGCCUCUUCCUCCGCCUCUGGAGAAAUAGCCUACUUGGCCUCUAAGACUUUGGCCGAGAGAGCAGCAUGGGACUUCGUUGCGAAAAACAAGCCGAAUUUUCAGCUGGCGACGAUAUGUCCGCCCAUGGUUUAUGGACCUGCGUUUCACACCAUCUCGAGUUUGGAGCAUUUGAAUACCAGCUCGGCGGAUAUUUAUCGCCUGAUGAAUGGCUCAGAGAAGGCGGUCCCGAAGACGCAAUACUAUGCGUUUUGCGACGUGAGGGAUGUGGGGGAGGCGCAUGUCAGGGCAUAUGAGACGCAUGAGUCGGCGGGACAGAGGUAUUUCUGUACGGCUGGGGGCUAUACAUAUCAGCAGGUUUGCGAUAUUAUCCGAGAGGACUUUCCUGAGAAAAAAGCAUUGGUUCCGGAGGGCGAGGCUGGCGAUCCAGUGGAUAGGUAUAAAGUUGAUAACAGCAAGAUAAAGAAGGAAUUGGGGAUGACGUUCAAGGAUCUUAAGACUUGUAUCGAUGAUCAGGUCAGAGAGUUCAUUGAGAUUGAGAAGAGGGCGAAAGCUUGA
Hyaloscypha bicolor E is the source of this 1035-nucleotide messenger RNA. RefSeq names its product NAD(P)-binding protein. The coding region runs from base 1 to 1035 and encodes 344 amino acids. The record is from RefSeq and is a predicted model, not a curated record. Lineage: Eukaryota; Fungi; Ascomycota; Leotiomycetes; Helotiales; Hyaloscyphaceae. The transcript has 2 exons. Gene Ontology annotation, molecular function: oxidoreductase activity, acting on the CH-OH group of donors, NAD or NADP as acceptor.